Molecule: messenger RNA, 4018 nt
Organism: Anolis sagrei ordinatus
Lineage: Eukaryota; Metazoa; Chordata; Lepidosauria; Squamata; Anolidae
Gene: DKK2
Product: dickkopf WNT signaling pathway inhibitor 2
Biological process (GO): negative regulation of canonical Wnt signaling pathway; multicellular organism development
Cellular component (GO): extracellular region
Molecular function (GO): co-receptor binding; receptor antagonist activity
Source: RefSeq, a predicted model, not a curated record
GGUUGGGGGCGAGCCGUCCCUUCUGCCUCCCUCGCCUCCUGGAGCCCCAGCGGCGCUCCUCGGGUGGGCAGGCGCCUUCCUUCCUUCCUUCCUUCCUCGCCUCUUUCCUUCGCAGCCGGGCUCCUUUUGUCUCCUGACACCACUAGGCAAGACCACCGAGGGCCAGGAGGCUUCCAGACGGUGACCCGCACCCUUUGCUUCUGCUUCCGAGCUUUUGGGGGGUCUUCAAGAAGCGCCUUCGAGUCGCCCGCCGCCUCCUCCUCCUCCUCCUGCUCCUCUCCAUCCCUCUUUGCGCCUCUCUUGCUGACUCGGGAGGCGCAGAAGGAGCGUCCCCGUCCGCCCCGUCCGCGCCGUCCGCCUUGGGUCCCGGGCCCGAGGGGAGAUGGCCACGCGGGGCAAAGGGGGCCAAGGGGGCUCCCCGCGCCCGCUCCUCUUCCUGGCCGCGCUGCUGGUGGCGGCGGAGAGCUCCCAGCCGGAGGGCGCCCAGGCCAACUCCAUCAAGGCCACCCUCCUGGGCGAGGCGCCCACCCAGGCCACCAACAGGUCCACCCCCUUCCACCAAGGAGGAGCGCCCGGCAGCGGCAAGAAGAGCAAGCUCUUCAGCCAGGGCGGCAAAGGGCUGAAGCACUACCACCGGCAAGGAGAGGCUUAUCCUUGCACCAAUGACAAGGAAUGUGAAGUAGGGAAAUAUUGCCAUAGUCCCCAUCAAGCGAUAUCUGCCUGCAUGAUUUGUAGGAGAAAAAAGAAACGCUGCCACAGAGAUGGAAUGUGCUGCCCUGGAAACCGCUGCAAUAAUGGUAUUUGCAUACCAGUGACUGAGAGUAUUCUCACGCCCCAUAUCCCAGCCCUGGAGGUACCUCGUAACAAGAAAAAUAAUCACUAUCCUACCAAGGACUUGGGCUGGCAGAAUCUAGGGAAAGGACAAACCAAGCUAACACACUUGAAAGGUCAUGAAGGAGACCCGUGCUUAAGGUCUUCUGACUGCAGUGAGGGAUUCUGCUGUGCCCGUCACUUCUGGACCAAAAUUUGUAAGCCUGUGUUGCACCAGGGAGAAGUGUGCACUAAACAACGCAAGAAAGGGUCCCAUGGUUUGGAGAUUUUCCAGCGCUGUGACUGUGCCAAAGGACUAUCUUGCAAAAUCUGGAAAGAUGCCACCUAUUCUUCAAAAGCAAGACUUCAUGUGUGCCAGAAGAUCUGAUGGUGAUUUUGGAGAAUACCAGGCCAUGAAGAUCCUGGCUCAAUAAGAACUGGCUCCUGUAAAUAAGAAUUGGGUUGGCCAAAUAUCCACUGUGACAGAAAGAAGCAUCAUCCCAAACAACUGUCUUUUCUGCCCUGAAAACAAUGACAGCUGAUCUUCCUUGGUGACUUGGUAUCAUUCUGCCAGCUGUGCCAAAUGUUUUUGGGAAAGCUUCUAAUGAUAAUGAACAAUUAUGGCCUUGUGACUUCUCCACAUUAGUUGUGGUCAGAUUCUCCUAUGACAGUUGUAAAAAUAAUGCUAUAGAAUUUAUUUGCAAUACAAAGCAGUGCUUUGCCAAAGGACUAUACUAUCUCUACACAUUGUUGGAUACGGAACAAUAACGAAAAGAAUUCCUAUUAAACUGAAGCUGUUAGGGAUAAAAAGUUAGUGUGCAUAUAUCUACCCUGUUAAUGUUACCCUUUAACAAGGGUAACAGGCUGUCAGUUGAAAGAGACAUACUUUAUUGAUUAAGUGCUAUAUUUUGCAAGAUGAAGUUGAUGUGGGAAAAUCUCAGAUGCACAGCAAUCCCACACAUCCUGCAACCAAGAGAAGUGUUGACUUCAAUCAAGGCACGGAGCAGAAAUGACACUCUAGUUUCAAAUACUAGUAUUUGGAGUACAACACCUAUAUCAUUUCCUCUUCAUUUACCAUGGUCAAUGACUUCUGUUUCUGAGCACACAGGGGACUUAACAGAUAAAGCAAAAUAUCCAUGGAUUUAUCCAGAAAAUAAUGGUAUGCUGAGCUGCUAGUUGUACAUACUGAGAGUUUGUAUUGUGGACACUUUUGCUUUGCUUCUAAAGAAAGCAUAUGGGAUCCAUUGACUGUAUUAUUGCUAAAUAACAGUGUCUAAAUAAAUAAAUAAACAGGGUGUUUAGUACUGCUCUUCUGUGGUUUGGAUGCAGAGAAAAUGAAAUGAACAGAGAAGAUAUCAGGAUUAAUAUGGAGUUGUGUUAGUACAUGUCACCACAGGAUGAACCAUAAUAACAUGGAACUAGUGAAUACAUGACCUUAUUUCAAAUACAUCUUAGGAAUUUUUAUGGUAUCACAUGAUCUCAUUGAAUUUAGUGGUUUACUGUUACCACAACAUAUUAAUAGACUGACAACAAUGAAUGAUGCCUUUUGUUAUCUAGCUCUUUCUCCUCCUAGCAGCAUGACUGCAUUUUUUCUUGCUAUAUUUAGUUAUUUUCAAAUGUGUUAUUUGUUUUUUAAGAAACGGAAGGGUUUCAUUACUGUCCAAGCAAUAUGGUUGAAUGGAAGUAAGAAUGGUUAUCUUUCUUUGUUUAAUGUUUGUGCCGCUCUGAGCAUGGGUUCAGACUAUGGCRCCCCCCCCCCCCGCCACAAUGUGCCAACCACAAUCCUAAAUUGUAACCUCUUAGUGUAAAUCUUGGUGAAAAAGCUGACCAGAAGUUGURAAAUCUUCAUUCAUCAAUACUAUUUUUAAACACAGCAUAUUUUGUCCCUAAAUGGCCUCAUGCUAGUAAAUGAGGGCAAAAGCAGACUAGGUAUCUUUUCUCUCUGACUUGUUUGGCAGAUCAAUUUACUUGGUUUAUUUUAGUGCCAUGAAAACCACAACAAAGGCACAUGUACACUACACUGCAGCUUGGGAGGAGUUUCACUUGUUUGAGUGAUUAGAUUGACAGAUCCAGAAUUAAUUUGAGGCCAGAAAUGUGAUUACAUUGAACACAGAACCUGGCCUCAUUCCACUGGGCCAAUUUCUUCCCCAUUUUCAGUUGAGAUGCACACCAGUGUUUUAGGUGCAUAUGGCAUGGAAAGAAAAAAGGGAAAUGACAGCUAAAAGUGUAUGUAAUCAAUUCACCAGGAGCCCCUAGUAGUGCAAUGGGUUAAACCCUUGUGUCGGCAGAACUGCUGGCCAAAAGUUCAGCGGUUCGAAUCUGAGGAGCGGGAUGAACUCUCAUCUGCCAGCUCCAGCUUCUCAUGUGGAGACAUGAGAAGCCUCCCAUAGGAUGGUAAAACACCCAAGCAUCCCCUGGGCAAUGUCCUUGCAGUUGGCCAAUUCUCUCACUCCAGAAGUGACUUACAGUUUCUCAAGUCGCUCCUGACACACAUACACACAAAUCAAUUAACCCUCCCUUGGGGCACUUUUUGUCAUUCCCUAUUCUACCUUCUAUAAUGUGCUUCAGGAGGGCCAAGUGUCUACAAAGCACUCUGCAUUGACAGAGAUGAUUUGGCCCUGGAUCUGGGAUACACUGAAAUCUGCUGUGGCACAUUAUUUGUCUUAACUCGGGCUUUUCUGCAACUUUUAAAACAUGCUGUAUGCCCCUAAACGCAUACUGCAGCAAGCAUUGAUGCCAUGUGCUUUGUGGCCAUAAUGGUUUCAAGUUGUCUCAAAGACACAUUAUAAUGUCAAUGUAGAUGGGGCCUAAGACUGAAAAAGUGCACAAUUUCAGUAAGGCGUUUUCUUUUCACGGAUGCCCAACUGUAUUUAAAUCUGUUAUGUGCACAUCCCAAAUCCUUUUGCCUCUAUGAGACUACAGGAAGAAAUCCCCCACCCAUUCAGCAUAAAUAAAAGUUGCAAAAUGAAGUUCCCCACCGAUUUAAAUGUUAUCUGAUAGCUUCUGCAUGUCCUUUCUUUUGUCUUCCUGAAACAAGUAUUUGAAGUAAUUUAUUUACAGGAAAUGUUUAAUAAGAUGUAUUUUCUUAUAGAAGAUAUUUCAUACAGAAAGCUUUGUAGCAAACUAUACUUGCUAACUUGUUGACUUUGUAAUUUAGAAAGAAAUGUACAAUAAGAUUAAAUAUAUUAAAGUGUCCAUUUUUUCCACA